CCGGACACAAGCCGGGCCAAACGAACGGCAAUUAAGGCAGAAAAACAGUAAAUUACGACAGUGAAUCGAACGUUUAAAGUAUUAAUUAGUGGAAAAUCUGCAACAUGACUCACCUGUCAGCGGCAGCAUUGCUGAUUGUGCAGCUGGCUGUGGCGGUGCCCCUGUCCGUCCUGUCGGCGCACCAACCGCCCCCUGACACUUUGGAGGACCUCGCCACCACCAUUCCCUCGCUGACCGAGCCCCACAUGCCUGACAUGCACUUUGACAGCCCCAACCAUAACCCCGGCUCGGAACAUGACUCUAACUCCAACAAUGCGACGAGGAUAUUGCGACGCGGCAAGCGUUAUCUCCAAUUCAGCAAGGGGUCGCGUAUGUCGUGGCGUACCAACGGCAAGAACAAUCUGUGGACCAUCAACACGCUGUACGCCUACGGCUAUGGGUUCCGCACCAAUUAUCCCUUUCCGUCCAUUGAAGAGCAGAAAAAGGACAACGCUGUAUUCUUUCGUCUCUUUAAGAGAGAUCUCUUUUCAAAGCUAGAAACUGCUUUAGAUGGACAUGGCUUCGAUGGCCGAGCCUGCAUGCUGAAAUCCUUUUGCACGGCCAUCAGAGACGUGGAUAAACCUUCACAGAAAAGCGGCAUGCUCUUCAAGCUGCUCAAAUUGAUAUUCAGUCGAGCAAAACGAUAUCUAGAUAUAAUAGAGACCACUCGAAUUUUUGUGGGUAAAACUUCAAGCACUAACUGCCAAAAAAAACUUCAGGAAAUUAAAUUAUAUCAACUAAUAACUUUUUCCCAUUUUUCCCUAAAGUUUCGCAUUAAUGCCAAGAACAAUGUGAUCAAAUCACCGAUUGUGUGGGCUCAUGGCUAUGGCUUUCGAGCCAACACUCCGGUGCUGGUCAAGAGGGAAAACCGACCCUUCAGAAGGGACACCUACGAACUGCUCCACGAACUGAUCGAUCGGAGUGGCCUAGACGGGCGGGCCUGUGUCCUGAAGGCCUACUGCACCGCUCUGGCCGGCGAUCAUGGGCAGGGCUUUCUGUUUAAGCUAUUAAAAUAUGUAUUUACUUUGGACGAGCACGACCAGAAACACAUGCCGCAUUUGCGGGAGGAGAAUUGCGAGCAAAUCAUGCACAGCCACUGUCCCCUGAGUUUCGACAGCAUAUCACCAUAUACGGACGAUGUAUAAUAAUAUUUAUAUGUCAGUGUGUUAUUCUAAGUUAUGCAAAGUAAUCAAAAACCGAGAUUGAAAUGGACAUGAAAACAAGCAACAUCGCUGACCUAAAACAAUAAUAAGGAUAACAUAGUAACAAUAUUUUGAAGUGACUGAAGGCAAAGAACUUUUAAGGGUUUAAUAUUAAAGCUUUAGAAGCUAUAUAUAAAAUAAAUAUUAAAUUGUUAUACAA
Molecule: messenger RNA, 1401 nt
Organism: Drosophila kikkawai
Lineage: Eukaryota; Metazoa; Arthropoda; Insecta; Diptera; Drosophilidae
Source: RefSeq, a predicted model, not a curated record